Molecule: messenger RNA, 607 nt
Organism: Ceraceosorus bombacis
Lineage: Eukaryota; Fungi; Basidiomycota; Exobasidiomycetes; Ceraceosorales; Ceraceosoraceae
Source: the annotation of a GenBank genome assembly
GUCGUGCGCGGUAACGACAAAGACCAUCUCGCACAACACUCGCCCGACUUCUGCGCAAUGUAGAGUGCCUCCUCCAACUCGCUUAUUCUAGGCGUUUUCCCAACCCCAACAUUUCGUCAGCAUGUUCCUCUCCGUCAAGAAGAAAAGCAACGGUCGAGGCAAGAUCGAGGCAAGCGAUGCUGUCUCGUGAGGUCGAAGCCUUGCUGUCCUGUUCCAAAGUGCACACUGCUUGCUUUGCCUCCUCAGCUGCUGCACCACCAUCGCCAUGUCUCAGCGGUUCAGGGCCGGUUCCUUUCGCUGCUAUGUCAUCUACACGCUCUCUGCAAAGCCUCCAGUCAUCUCGCCCUACAUCUCGAGCCAAUAUUCAAACACACGCGAUGAACAGCGUGAUUAUGAUGAUAGCAUGGUCAUGGAUAGUGAGUGUCUGAGCACCUCACACGAUGGAUAGAUCAAGAUUACAAUGGGGCUCGUGGGCCUGGCUAUGAGACAGCGACUGGAAGACGUGAGAAGAAGGGCUCAUGCUUUACACAGAUGUGUGAGACUGAUCGAGCCGCUCAAAAUAAAGCGGGCAAGUCGGCGUGUAAGUGUCGGUGAAGCGACGCUGCUU